AUGUAAAAUGUGAAAUAAAUGAGGGAAAAAUAUGAGAAUAUCAAAUAACAAAAUCCAAAUAGAAAUGUUAGUGCAAGAUCAUAUCAUAGUUAAACACCUUCAAAAGAGUAAUAUUAAGUUGCUUUUUCAAGUGGUUAAAAAUCAAUAUAGAAACCAAUUAUAUAGAUUGGAAAAACAUUAUUAUGUAGUCCAUGCUAUAACAAAAGAUUAUUAAAUAAAUAAUAAUUGAAUAAAAAGUAAGAAACAGAAUUAGAGAAAGUAAAUUUAUAAUUAUAUUAUAGAGAUUAUUGAUGAAAUAAAUGGAAUAAAAUUAAUUACUAGAAUAAUAAAAAAUUAAUUUUGAGGUUGGAUAAUUAUCAUAUAGAAAAUAAUUGGAAUAAUAAAAUCUAGUUAUUUCAAAAUAAUUAUAAGAUUAAUAAAAAGAAAAAGAAAGAUAAAUAAAAGAGUAAGAGAUAUAACAAUAAAACUUAAUUAUAAAAUAAAAUUAGGAAAUUUUAUAAAAAGAAAAAGUUGAAAAAAAAAGUAAAUAAAAUAGUUUGCAUUAAGAACUUGCAAGUUAACUGGAAUAACAAAAAAGAUUAAAAAAAUUAGAUUAAUUGUCUUAAUCUAUGGAAUUAGAUGAUCCUUAUUGGAGAUAUCAAGCAUAAGAAGAAAAAGAAAUAUAAAGAAGAAAGAAUUAUCAAAUGAUUCACAAUAAUAAUAAUUAGUAAAAUCAUGAAAAAGAAUUAUUAAAAAAAUAAUAAAAAGAAAGAGAAAUAAAAAAUAGAGAAAUAGAUGAAAGGAUAAAAACUUUAUAAGAUUAUCAUAAUUAAUUAGAAUAAGAGAAAAUAGAAAAAUAAUAAAUAUAACAUUAACUCAUAUUAGAUUUAAAUGCAUAAGUAAAACUUAAAAAGGCAAAAGAAGAAGCUAUUAAAUUAAUUGAAUAAAAAAAAUAAUAUCAAAGAGACUAGGAAAUUAUUUAAUAAGAAAAACAAAGAUAAUAUUAAGAAAUGUGUAAUAAAAAGAAAGUAAAUUAAGAAGUAAUUGAAGGCCUAAAUAAAUAAGUUGAAAUGUAAAAACAAUAAAAUAAUAAAUAAUAAUAAGACACAGUUAAAAGUGAUUUUUAUAUAUUGAAACCAAUUGUAGAAAAAUAAACCAUAUCUUGUGCUGAUUGCAAAAAAUAAUAGGUUCCAUAAUAAUUAAGUUAUGUUUGA
This is a messenger RNA of Paramecium pentaurelia, 1193 nucleotides long. The record is from the annotation of a GenBank genome assembly. Lineage: Eukaryota; Ciliophora; Oligohymenophorea; Peniculida; Parameciidae.